AUAAAUAUAAGUGGUCUCUGCUAAUCUUAAUUAAUCAUUAAGACUACAACAUGGCAGUUUAUAGGAGCUUGAUAUUGCUUGCGUUUGCGAGUUGUGUACUUUCAGAAGAAGCUAUCUUCACUGCAAGCAGUAAAAAUGACAUGAAAUGUAUGUGCAAGUCAACCGAAAGUUUUAUGGCAAAUACCUUCAAUGGUUUGCCGGACUACAACAUGAAGCCUACCGACCCUUUGAUCAUUCCUGAAUUAAAAGUCGUAGUGGACGAAGGCUUGGGACUGGUCUUUGAAUUCAAAAACAUAAAUAUAACUGGACUGAAGAACCUACAGGUACAGGAUUUCAAAUUGGACACGGACAAGAAAUUGAUUGGUUUAAAAUCGAAAGCUGUUUUGAAUAUCGUAACAGAUAAUGUCAAAAUCGAACUUACCAAGCAGAACAAAGCUUUUAAUGGUGCUUAUUCAGCUUCAACAACUGCUUUGGGCCGCUCAGAUUAUGGCUACAGUUUUACCAAAAAAGAUGGUAAAGAAUUCUUCCUACUCGCUCCAGAGGUGCAUGUUUGUGAAAUCGUUGAAGAACCGAACGUGGUUCUCGGAGAUGAUUUACAAAAGGCUUUGGACAGUGACCCCGAUGCGCAGGCUUUGAAAGCUGAAUACGAGGCUUACAAAGUGGCUCUACGCAAGAAGACGUUGUGCCGUAUUAUAGAAGACGCCUUCACAGUGAUAAUUAACAACUAUAGAGAAGUGGCACAGCAAUUCCCUAAAGAAGUUUUCGUAAGGGAUAUCUAAUAAACUAAUUAAACACGAA
Helicoverpa zea (corn earworm) is the source of this 798-nucleotide messenger RNA. RefSeq names its product juvenile hormone-binding protein-like. The transcript has 5 exons. The coding region runs from base 51 to 779 and encodes 242 amino acids. NCBI's taxonomy places the organism in Eukaryota, Metazoa, Arthropoda, Insecta, Lepidoptera, Noctuidae. The record is from RefSeq and is a predicted model, not a curated record.